Molecule: messenger RNA, 2232 nt
Organism: Oryza sativa Japonica Group (Japanese rice)
Lineage: Eukaryota; Viridiplantae; Streptophyta; Magnoliopsida; Poales; Poaceae
Source: RefSeq, a predicted model, not a curated record
CUAAUCCCAACCUCCAAAACUCAUAAAACUACUCUAAACCCUACUCCACUCCCGCUCCGCUGUCACUGACAACCAUGGCCCACCACGUCGCUCCCCUCCUCCUCCUCCUCACGCUCGCCGCCGUCGCCGCCGCCGCGUCGGAGGAGGCGGCGGCGGCGGAUACGGAGGCGGCUGCGGCCGUGGAGGCCGGCCUGCUGGUGCGGCGCGAGGCGCAGCUCGCGCGGCUCGAGGAGCUCACCGAGUCGCUCGCCAAGUCCGUCCAGGCGCUGGAGUCCGCGCUCGCCAGAUCCGUGGAGCCCGAUCCGCCGCCGCCGGCAGCCGCCGCGGCGGCGCCCGGCGACCGGAGGGCGCCGCAGGGGGUGGCCGUGACGAAGCGGAGGCCCUACUGGUCCGAGCGGUUCCACUUCGCCGCGGCCGCGCGGCUCGGGGACGGGGCCUACGCCGCCGCGGCGACCGCGCUGCCCUACGAGGACGCGGAUGGGCUCACCAAGUACUUCGCCGUCGGCGACUCCCGCGGCCGCGUCUUCGUGUUCUCCGCCGCCGGGGACGCGCUGCUCGAGCUGGAGCCCGGGGUGUCCGGCGAGCCGCCGGUCACCGCCCUGCUCGCGUACCUCUCGCCGCGCCGCACCGAUUGCUUCCUCUUCGCCGGCCACGCCGACGGCUCCAUCGCCGCCCACCGCCUCAUCGAGUCGUCCCCGCACGGCGAUGACUGGCUCACCCUCGCCGCCGCGUCGUCCCGCCUCCUCGUCCGCGGCCUCGACGCCGCCCCCGUGCUCCACCUCGAGGCCCACCACGCCGGCCGCGCGCGCUACGUGCUGUCCUGCGACUCCGGCGGCCGCAUCCGCGUCUUCACCGAGAACGGCACGCUCUACGGCACCGCCAUCGCCUCGUCGACGCCUCUCGCCUUUGUGAAGCAGCGACUCCUCUUCCUCACCGAGGCCGGCGCCGCGUCGCUCGACCUCCGAUCAAUGUCUGUCCGCGAGACACCAUGCGAGGGCCUCGCUGAAGCUCUCAAUGGCUCCCUCCCAAAGGCCUACUCCUUCGAUCCUUCCGAGCGCUUCAAGGCCUAUGGUUUCACUGAUGCCGGCGAUCUCGUGCACGUCCUGCUGCUCGGUGACAUUGCCAGCCUGAAAUGCAGGGUCCGGGCAAUCAAGAAGGCUGAGAUCGACAACCCCGUGGCGAUACAGACGAUCAAAGGCUACCUCUUGGUAGCCAGCCAAGAUAAGAUCCUUGUGUACAACACAUCAACUCAGUACUAUGGGAGGGUUGGGGCUCCCCGCCUGCUAUUCGCCACAUCAAUCAAGGAUAUCAAGUCUGUGUUUGCGGGUUCUGGUGGCGUGAUGCCUGCUUCACCAGCUGGGAAGCCGCUUGUUGCCGCGGACAGGGAGAAGCUCGUGAUCUUGGGACUCGGAGAUGGUUACAUUGCUAUAUACAGGUCCAACUUCCCGGUGUACAAACCGGAGAGCAAUGCUGUGGUGUGGAGUGGUCCAGCGCUGCUCUUCCUCCUGUUCUUGAUUGGCAUUUGGCAAGUCUAUGUAAAGAAGAAGGAUUCGUUGGGCUGGACUCCGGAGGAGACAUUUAACACCUCAGUCACAGCUCCUACAGGGAGCAUUUUGAAUCAUUCGACCAGUGACCGUGCCUUCGCUGAUAGCUCAACAAGAACUGGUGAGCGAGGCUAUGUUGAUGGCACAACAAGAGCCAGUGAUAGAAGCUAUGUGGAUGCCACCACAAGAGCGACAGACCGAGCCUAUGCUGAGGCUACCAGGGGUGUGGACCUACGGGGUGGGGCGUUGAGAGGUGCUCCAAGAAGGUAUGUGUCCCCUACUAGAUAUACAGGGGCCGCAGGAAUUCCAUAUCGACCUGUUUCAACAGAGCCUGUGCUUCGAACCACACCGGAGCUGAAGUAUCGAGGCCCAGGUAUGGAGCCCCCUGGUUUUCCCAAGAAAAGAGACACAUUGUUCUCAAGCAACCAGACAGUAGUAGAUGAUCAUGUUGAUUGACUGUUUAAUUAGCGGUGUAGACAACACGCUAAAUUUUGAAGGGGUUUUGAAAAUCCUGCACCAAUGUGGGCAGCGAUCCACAUGUGUGUUGUUGUAAGAUGUAACUCAAAAAUGUUGUAUUUGCAUGAGUACAUUACAGCCAUUGAUAUGAUGCUGCAGAUGGUGAAAUAACUUUGAAAUUUAUGGGUUACAUUAUAGCUAUGAAAGAAGGGAUUGUUGAGCUGUUUUCGUA